UUUAUAUUGUGUAGGUAGGAGAUCAGAAUUUGAAUUGGAAACGGAAAAAAGAAGGGAUUUUACCACAAUUACAUUUAAAAGUUCCUUAGGGCCAAAAUGAAGUCAAGCGAGAGCCGUCAUGAGGCGAUGACAGCACCCCAAACAACAAUUGUCGCACCUGCUUUACGGGAGAACACCACAGAGGCUGGGGCUCCAAGCGAUGGGAAAGAUAAUCACUUUUCAAAGAUCAAAGAGAAGUUCAUGAACGAGCUGAAUAAAAUUCCAUUGCCACCAUGGGCCUUAAUUGCAAUAGCCAUAGUUGCCGUUCUCUUGAUUCUUACCUGCUGCUUCUGUGUGUGUAAAAAAUGUUUAUUCAAAAAGAAGAACAAGAAGAAGGGCAAGGAAAAGGGUGGAAAGAACGCUAUCAACAUGAAAGAUGUUAAAGAUUUAGGCAAGAACAUGAAUGACCAGGCUUUGAAGGAUGAUGAUGAUGAUGAUGAUGAUGCUGAGACAGGUUUAACUGAUGGAGAAGACAAGGAGAAACCCAAAGAAGAAGAAAAGCUUGGGAAACUUCAGUAUUCUUUGGACUAUGAUUUCCAGAAUAACCAGCUGAUGGUUGGAAUAAUUCAAGCUGCUGAGCUGCCCGCUUUAGAUAUGGGGGGUACAUCUGAUCCUUAUGUGAAGUUGUUUCUUCUGCCAGAUAAAAAGAAGAAAUUUGAAACGAAGGUCCACAGAAAGACUCUCAAUCCUGUUUUCAAUGAACAGUUCACCUUUAAGGUGCCCUACGCUGAGCUGGGAGGCAAGACAUUGGUGAUGACUGUUUAUGACUUUGAUCGAUUCUCUAAACAUGACAUCAUUGGAGAUGUGAAGGUCCCUAUGAACACUGUAGAUUUUGGCCAUGUAACCGAAGAGUGGCGGGAUCUGCUCUGUGCUGAAAAAGAAGAGCAAGAGAAACUUGGGGACAUCUGCUUCUCUCUCCGCUACGUACCCACGGCUGGCAAGCUCACAGUUGUUAUUUUGGAAGCAAAGAACCUCAAAAAGAUGGAUGUUGGUGGUUUAUCUGAUCCCUAUGUGAAAAUCCAUCUCAUGCAGAAUGGCAAGAGACUGAAAAAAAAGAAGACAACUAUUAAGAAGAAUACUCUAAAUCCCUACUACAACGAGUCUUUCAGCUUUGAAGUACCAUUUGAGCAAAUUCAGAAAGUGCAGGUUGUUGUGACAGUUUUGGACUAUGACAAGAUUGGAAAAAACGAUGCUAUUGGAAAGGUGUUUGUAGGAUACAACUGCACUGGCGCGGAACUCCGGCAUUGGUCAGACAUGUUGGCCAACCCAAGACGACCCAUUGCACAGUGGCACACUUUAACCCCUGAGGAGGAAGUAGAUGCAAUGCUUGGAGUAAAGAAAUAAAAACAAAUUCUAUCUGCUGUUGCCCACAUAGUGCUCUUUAGCCAGUAUAUGUAAAUACCUCAGUGGUAUGGGUCCUUUCAUGUCUUUCCAUGCAUUCCUGUUUCAGGUCAUUUGUACCAAAUUCAUUUUAUUUGCACAAAUUUAAAUGUCCUUCUCCAAAAGAAACCCAGUUGUGCACCACAAAACUGCCCUCUUACUCUUCUUUUAAGCAAUAUGAUGUGUAGAUAGAGCAUGAAUCAAUUUGUUGUUAACACACUCUUGUAUAUAACAGUAUGCCUACAUUGAUUUCUAGUCUAUGUAUUUGUAUGUCGUAAACGUUUCUUAUUAUGUGUAUAAUUUAAUGUUUUUAAUAAGAUGUUCUAUUUUAAGACAAAAUGUAAAUUGACUAAUUAUAAAAGAGCUGAUAAUAUUACAGGUUAUCUAUUGUAUCGCCCGCAUUCCAGGAGAAAUUCCAACUUACAAGGCACUAGUAGAGUUGCACUGACAUCUUAAAGGACAUCUUAAAUCUGAGGUUGAACAGAUACAUUUGAAU
Molecule: messenger RNA, 1915 nt
Organism: Nanorana parkeri
Lineage: Eukaryota; Metazoa; Chordata; Amphibia; Anura; Dicroglossidae
Gene: SYT1
Product: synaptotagmin 1
Exons: 9
Coding region: 97-1383 (428 amino acids)
Biological process (GO): calcium ion-regulated exocytosis of neurotransmitter; regulation of dopamine secretion; regulation of calcium ion-dependent exocytosis
Cellular component (GO): dense core granule; synaptic vesicle membrane; axon
Molecular function (GO): calcium ion binding; syntaxin binding; clathrin binding
Source: RefSeq, a predicted model, not a curated record